Molecule: messenger RNA, 843 nt
Organism: Emys orbicularis (European pond turtle)
Lineage: Eukaryota; Metazoa; Chordata; Testudines; Emydidae
Gene: NIPSNAP1
Product: nipsnap homolog 1
Exons: 11
Coding region: 1-843 (280 amino acids)
Biological process (GO): sensory perception of pain
Cellular component (GO): mitochondrion
Source: RefSeq, a predicted model, not a curated record
AUGGCGACGCGGGUGUGCGAGAGCCCGGCGCUGCGGCGGCUGCUGCGGGGACCCUGCCUGGCCCUGAGCGGAGCCCGUUCAGUUAGGGGAUACUCCAGGGACAGCGAGGGCAGCUGGUUCCGCUCACUCUUUGUCCACAAAGUGGAUCCCCGAACGGACGCUCAUUCCACACUCUUGUCGAAGAAAGAAACCAGCAACCUGUACAAGAUCCAGUUUCACAAUGUGAAGCCCGAAUGCCUGGACGCUUACAACAGCCUGACGGAGGAGGUGCUGCCCAAGCUGCACUCAGACACUGAUUACCCUUGCGACCUGGUUGGGAACUGGAACACGUGGUACGGAGAGCAGGACCAGGCAGUGCACCUGUGGCGUUUCUCCGGCGGGUACCCGGCCCUCAUGGACUGUAUGAACAAACUGAAACAGAACAAGGAGUACCUGGAGUUCCGCAAGGAGAGGAGUAAAAUGCUGCUGUCUCGCAGGAACCAGUUACUCCUGGAAUUCAGUUUCUGGAAUGAGCCUUUGCCCCGGGUCGGGCCCAACAUCUACGAGCUGAGAACGUACAAACUAAAGCCAGGGACCAUGAUCGAGUGGGGGAAUAACUGGGCUCGAGCCAUUAAAUACCGUCAGAAAAACCAGGAAGCUGUGGGCGGGUUCUUCUCCCAGAUUGGAGAGCUCUACGUGGUUCAUCACCUCUGGGCCUACAAGGACCUACAGUCCCGAGAGGAGACAAGGAACGCGGCCUGGAGGAAGCGAGGCUGGGAUGAGAAUGUGUACUAUACAGUCCCCCUGGUUCGGAACAUGGAGUCUCGGAUCAUGAUCCCCCUGAAGAUCUCUCCCCUCCAGUGA